ACCGAGUUCCUACGCCGAACCGGGCUAGCACCCACCCAAGUGUCCACCAACACUUACCGGAUAAUAAACGGCGUGCACGAGCUAAACAACCGGUUAGGCAUAAGCCUAGGUUUAGCCGAGAUCCUGCGCCAAUACACCCUAGGCCACACCGGCAACGGUCUCGCCUAUUAUCUCAAGAUUAGACCGGGCAGAGAGAAAAUCGUGACCGGCACACCAGACAAGGAUCUUCACGACGAUGAUUUCUUUUGGGUGUCUGGCAAUUACGAGACAGCCGAGGUACCGGGCUGGAUGAUAAGCAAAAACUUUGGCAGCACAUGUAAGCCGCGCAAACUACCUCGGUUAAUACGCUUUCUUCGUGUUUUUGUACUUUAAUCAUUUUCUUUCUUGUUUCUUUUGCAGCAAUCCAAGCCUUGCAAGCCAACUAUCAUUUCCCCAACGUAGAGGCAAUCAGGACCGCGCUUCGCUACCGCGACCGAGAUUGCAGCCAAUUGCUCGGCUACAGUCCCACAUACAGAUACUCCGCUCCCCGCCAGAGUAAAGUUACAGACUUCCUCCACGCUCCAACACCUCCACCAGAUCCAACUCUGCCAGACGUUUCCCUCAUUCGCCUGACAGAGGAACAAGAAAUGGCCAAACGAAGCAGAAUCAAAAACCUGCUCACCGCCACAUCUGCCGAGAUGCCGAGCGUUGUCACUCGCUCACCAGCCGCCGGUCAAUCUAACGGCGCCGUGGUCGCUCUUGCCUCUCAAGCGACUGGGCAGUCUAGCCGAGAACCUGCUCCACGCCGUGCUAGUAAAAGAGCUCGGGCAGACCCAUCUGCCGAGCUUGUCGCCGAGCUGACUACCGAGCAUCUAUCUGAUGCUCUUGUCCCAGUGCCGACCUGGCGUCCACAGCUGAAGCACCGGGGUCAAGACAUCUCGGCUACGGCUUCGAUCAAGGGCGAUAAAGAGCAUUUGCUCGCCUUCGAUCUUUCCAAAGCUCUUCUUCUACCGGGCGACAUGGUCGGCAGCGACCACAUCCCUAACACUCGGUUGGUAAAAUCAUCAGUGAAGUCCAUGGCCAGGGCCAUUUAGAAACAACACCUCGUAUUGGAGCGCAUCCAUAGACUUCAGCAAAAGGCCAAUGACACAGCCAGCUAAGUCGAGAGCCUCCAAGCCGAGCUCGGCCGGACAAAGUCUUCGCUUGAGAUGGCAAAUACAGAUAACAACAAACUGCUCGGUCGGCUGGAAGAGGCCGAGAAAAAACGGGAUGAGCUCCAGACCGAGGUACGAGCGCUCAAAAAGUCGAAGAAGAAAGACUGUCGGGCUGCUAACAACGCCGGCUUCAACGAAGCCAAGCAGAGCUAUAAAAAACAAGUCUUUGCAACACAAGACAUUUACUUCAAAGCUGGCUGGAAGACCGCCUGUGAGCAUCUCGGCCAGGGCUCUGACACCGACGUAUUUGCCAAUCCUCCUCCUGCUCUGCUACCGGUCUACCUCGUGCCAUACGCAAACGACGUAUUCAGCGCUUUGCAAGCUGAGGCCAAGGAAGGGCUUGAAGAGGGAGACGCCGAGACAGAUUCAGAGGCGGAGGAUGCUGAGGUGCAGGAGCAGCCCGGCCAUGAUGAGCCCGGUGCACAAGACAAAAGUCCAACCAUCAACCUUGAAGCCGCCGAGGACGAGUUUACCAAUCUCUCCCCCUUAGUUUAGUUUUCUUCUAUUUUUGUAUUUUUGCUUUCGCGCUUUUGAUGUAACCGGGCUCUGUCCCCACCUUAUGUAUUUACUUUCUUAUCAAUGAAAAACUCAAAUUGCGCUAAGUGUUUGCACGGUUGUUAUCAAUUCCAUCUUCGGCAAAUCAUCUCGGUAUUAAAUCAUAGAUUGAACAACACCUCGUCAAUCGGAAUUCAUAACUCGGUUGAAAUACUUAGAACAAAACGAAUUCUUAAACCGAAAUAACCAUCUCGGUUGGUAAUAACAAAGUUGAACAAAUCACCAACUCUUCCAACCGGAGUAAAUCAUCUCGGUUG
Camellia sinensis is the source of this 2005-nucleotide messenger RNA. The record is from RefSeq and is a predicted model, not a curated record. Lineage: Eukaryota; Viridiplantae; Streptophyta; Magnoliopsida; Ericales; Theaceae.